Molecule: messenger RNA, 1937 nt
Organism: Umbelopsis ramanniana AG
Lineage: Eukaryota; Fungi; Mucoromycota; Umbelopsidomycetes; Umbelopsidales; Umbelopsidaceae
Exons: 9
Coding region: 113-1840 (575 amino acids)
Biological process (GO): mitochondrial translation; glutaminyl-tRNAGln biosynthesis via transamidation
Cellular component (GO): mitochondrion; glutamyl-tRNA(Gln) amidotransferase complex
Molecular function (GO): glutaminyl-tRNA synthase (glutamine-hydrolyzing) activity
Source: RefSeq, a predicted model, not a curated record
GCAUCAGUACGGUUCAAAAGUUUGCAUUGUGACAGAGUGGAAGUGUAUCGUGGAAAUUUUGCAGCUUUUAAUUGUUCAGACAUUAUUUUUUUUUGGGUUCAUUCGACAAGCAAUGAAUGUCAACACCGUUGGCAAUCAGUUUUGUAGGCGGCUGAAGCCCACCCUUUCUGCGAGAAUACGGACCCUUUCUACCAUAGCCGAGCUCAAUAAACUUCGCAACACGCAUCAAGCAGACGCGAAUGAUGUCCUGAAGGAAUGCUGGGGAAAUAUCAAAGACCGAGGAAAGGCUAUUAAUGCAUAUAUCAGUGUUGAAGACAAGGAUUAUCUCCAACAACAAGCAAGUGAAGCGCAGACGCGAUGGUUUAAAGGUAUGUUUAGACCGUGGUGCUUGUUCAUGCAGUCCAUUUUAAAAAAUUCCGUCGAUGUCUCCACUGAACAUCCUAUCACUCUAGGACAAGCCAAAAGUGUUGUAGAUGGUGUACCAAUAGCGAUUAAAGACAAUAUAUGUACAGAACGUAUGACGACGACGUGUGGGUCGAAAAUGCUGGAAGAUUUUGAGUCUCCAUACGAUGCCACCGUUGUGAAAUUAUUACGUGACGCUGGUGCCCUAAUUGUUGCAAAAUGCAACCUGGAUCAGUUUGGAAUGGGAUCACACAAUGUACAUAGUCAUUUCGGCCAUGUUAAUAACCCCAAAAACACGGAUGGACAUUUUCACUUUUCCUUGGAGUCACUUCCUUCCCAUCAACGAUCAGCGGGUGGAAGUUCUGGUGGAAGUGCAGCAGCAGUCGCGGCAGAUUUAUGCUUUGCUGCUUUGGGAUCAGAUACUGGUGGCUCUGUUCGGCUGCCUGCGUCAUACUGUGGAAUCGUAGGAUUUAAGCCUUCUUACGGUCGCAUUUCAAGAAGGGGCCUCAUAGCGUACGCCAACUCUCUUGACACAGUCGGUAUAUUGGCCAAGGAUACUCACGAUGCCGAACUGAUUUACGAUUUACUGUCAAAGUACGAUAAACAAGACCCAACAUCUAUGUUACCAUCUAUGAGAGAAAGAAUUCAGCAAGAGUAUGCUGACUGUUACGAUACUAUGGACCCUGAUAGUUUGAAAGGCGUGCGAAUCGGUGUUCCUCAGGAAUACAGAGUAAAGGAGUUGGACGAGUCUAUCAUGGAGAUAUGGCGCAUGGGAAUUCAGAAAUUACAAAAGUUGGGAGCUACCAUUGUCCCUAUCUCAUUACCAAAUACUCAGUAUGCACUACCAGCCUAUUACAUUCUGGCUUUGGCUGAAGCUAGCUCCAAUAUGGCACGAUACGAUGGAAUGAGAUACGGUCACACCGCUGAGACGACAACAUCAGAUUUAUUGUAUGCUGAUGCCAGAACUGAGGGACUUGGAGCAGAAGUAAAACGCCGUAUUAUGAUGGGCACGUUUGCGCUGUCAGCAGGACACUACGAAGAUCACUUUUUGCCAGCCCAGAAAAUCCGACGACUUGUACAGACCGAUUUCAACAAUGUGUUUUGUAUGCCCAACCCAUUAUUAGACGAUGCAGUGGCGGAUCUCAGCAAUACCAGCAAGGUGCAUGCUAUCAUUACUCCUGGAGCCAUUUCUACUGCGCCGUUGAUCUCAAAAUGUAUUCCUGAGGUGGAUGACCCGACGCAACAUACCAGCGUCAAAUCUGUCGAUGGGUUUAUUGACGAUGUUAUGACUGUUCCUGCUAGCUUGGCUGGAAUCCCUGCAAUCACUGUUCCUGCUGGAAAAUCGACUGUGGACGGAUGGCCAGUUGGUCUUCAACUACUAGCUCAGUAUGGCGACGAAAAGACCCUCCUACACGUUGCCAAGUUGUUUCAGUCAUGAUUGCCAAAGCGCUCAGGCCAAGUUUUUGUUUCAUAUUGAUUAUUUUUUAAAAUAAAUGGUUUAAAAAAAAAAAAAAAGAUUAGUCGAUCCAAAGCAA